Molecule: messenger RNA, 747 nt
Organism: Ceutorhynchus assimilis (cabbage seed weevil)
Lineage: Eukaryota; Metazoa; Arthropoda; Insecta; Coleoptera; Curculionidae
Source: the annotation of a GenBank genome assembly
AUGGUUUUGUCCCUAAACAGAUGGGUGGGAAAGGUAGCUGUGGUGACUGGGGCGAGUUCUGGUAUUGGAGCAGCUAUUGCCGAGCGUUUGGUUAGGAGUGGUUUAUUAGUGGCUGGUUUGGCUAGGAGGGUUGAACGCGUGCAAGAUUUGGAAAAGAAGCUGGAAAAUGAAAAAGGAAGAUUGUUCCCGUUUAAGUGCGACAUGCGAGAGGAGGAAGAGGUUGUGGCGACAUUUAAAACUAUUAACGAAACAGUAGGCAUAAUACAGAUUCUGAUUAACAAUGCGGGACUUCUUCAGCCGACUGAAUUGAUAGAUGGGGAUUAUCAGAAGUGGAAAACUACUGUUGACACAAAUAUUUUGGGAUUAUGCGUCGCAACUAGAGAAGCGAUUAAAUACAUGAAAGAACAUGAAAUAGAAGGACAUAUUAUCCACAUUAACAGUAUCCUUGGCCACCGCGUAAUUGAUAUGCCUGGAAUAAACGUUUACGGAGCAUCUAAAUUCGCUGUCACAGCUUUGGCUGAGCAACUGAGGCUGGACAUUUUGAGAAACAAGCUUCCUAUAAGAAUCACGAGCAUAAGUCCAGGAUAUGUACACACUGAAUUCGCCCAAGUGGGAUGGGGGACUAAUCUUGAAAUGCCUGGUCUACAGUCCAGUGACAUUUCUGAUGCUAUCGUGUAUGCGAUUGCCACACCCCAACACGUAAACGUAAAGGAACUAGAAUUGGAGGUGGUCGGCAGCACAAUAUAA